UACAUGGCGGAGCGGCGUAGACGGCAGUAGGCGGCAGGCGGCGCACGCGCCGACCGCGCGCACCACCUCCCGUAUUCAAAUGUACCGGCUCAUUUACUACCGCGCUAUAUUUAACCGCUGCGUCCAGAUUAAUAUCUGCAUGUUCCGCCAAAAAAAAGUGAAACCACUCUACAUGAAACCAGUGAUGUGAAAAUUGAUCUACAAGUGCGUUUAAAGUGACAAAUAUAUAUGUGUGUACCAAUAAACACGAGAAAACUCUAAAUUAUUGCAACACAGGAAGUAAAUAUAUUUUGUUUGCUGUUAACAUCGGUCCUCCACAAUGAAUCCACCGUCAGCUUUGCAUGGCGCGAUGAGCCGGGAACGUAAACCAUUCACUUAUACGCCUGGCGGACUAGAUCUUUCCGAAAUCAAAUCAGAACGGAUGGCUAAAAGAUUAAUGAGGAACGCUAUGAAUCAAGGAGUACCUGAAGUACCGAUACAACAAUUUCAGUCACCACCAAUGCCAUCUACUCCGAUAGCUGUCCCUAACUUUAAUUGCUUGCCGGUUCAAGUCUUUCCGACGAUCAACUUACCAGCUAAUCCAAAGUCUUUAUUACGAACAAGAAGUAAUCCUGAUCAAUCUAGAAAUCCAAUAGUACAGAAAGUACCUACUCCAUCACAGAAUGGAAAAAAUAUAAUACCAGAAAAGAUAGAAUCAAGUAUGCCUUAUUAUUCACAAACAAAUAAUUCCAAUCAAAUUAGACCUGCAACUAUGUAUGAAUAUAAUACACCAUCAAGCAAUAACGAUACGUCACGAAGACUGAGUUAUGGUACGGAUCAAUAUACAUUGCCUUUGCUACCCGAAAUUAGUUAUGAAGCUGAAUUUUGUCAAGUUCCGACAAAAAUAAAUAAUAGUAUAGGUAAUACACCGCUAAGCUCGUAUACAGAGAGCAAAGAAGACAAUGACUUGACGUCCAAUAAAAAAUUAGAAAUUAUUAAUGGGGACUUUAUUAUUCAGCCUAUAACAGACACAAGUUCUAUACCUCCGUCAUUAGUAUCAAAGCCUGUUGAAGAUGAAGCGGCAUCUUCAGAUGAACAGAGAGAAGUAAAAGUCGUUAAGAAGCAAGUCAAAAAGGAACAAAAAGUUGAAAAUGGUGAACAGAAUGGUGACGCAAAUAUAGAGGCCGAUUUGACUGUAAAAUUGCCAACAAAGAAGUCGGCAGCUAAGACUGAAACAAAAGUUGAAGUGAAUAAAACAAUUUUACCCGAUGGUACUGUGGAGGAAGUUAAAAUAACUACAACGAAAACGACCAUUGAUGGAAAAACAGAAAUUAAAACAAAAACCGAAAAAAGAAUCAUACCAAAACAGGAAACCGAAGAUGAAAUAGAAGAAGAAGAGGAGGAGGAGGUGGAAGAGGAUCAAGAAGAAGAAAGUAAUGUGGUAGUCCAGGAAGUCAAAGAAACAAGUAAUGAAGAGCCUAAGAAAGUAAUUAAAACAGUUGUAAAGGAGACACCAGUAGUUGAAAACGGGCAAAAAGAAACCAUUGUGAAAAAAGAAGAAACUUCAACAACUACUACAAAAAAAGUUGUAGUUGUACAAAAGGAAGAAUCAGAGGAAGAAGAAGAAGAAGAGGAAGAAAUUGAGGAAUCUGAACCAGUAAUUAUAAAGAAGCCACCAACGUCGAAACCCGUAGAAGAGCAGGAAGAAGAAGAAGAGGAAGAAGAGAUAAUUGAACAAUCAAAAGUAGAAAAUAAAUCUGAAUCGAAGGUUGUUGAACAAGAAGAAGAGGAGGAAGAGACUGUUGCUGUCAAAAUUGUCAAAAAGGAACAGACUCCUCAAAAGCCAGACGUAGAAGAAGAGGAUGAAGAAGUUGAAGAAGAAUAUGAAGAAGCAGAAGAUAAAGAAGAAAAAAUUGAGGAAAAGAGAGUAGUGGAAGACAAAGUCUUUGCUAAGGAAACUAAGGAAGUGAAAGAGGAAAACGAAGAAUCAGAAUAUACUGAAGAAGAAUAUGAAUCAGAAAAAGAAGAAGUCAUUAAAGAAAAUCCACCAAAAGAGACCACUACUACUUCUAAAGAAGAUGUAAAAUUAGAACCUAAAGAAGAGAAGUCUGAAAUAAAGACACAAAUACCAGAACAGUUAGCGGCUCAGUUACAGCAACCAUCGCCACAGCCUGAACAGCCUACAUCUAAACCAGAUCAACCAGAACAAAAAGUCCCACUACGGGAACCGUCUAUUCCUCUUGAUAAAGUUGAAGAAAUUGAAAUCAAGCCCAUUGGAGCAUCUGGCGAUGUUAUUUCAAAAUCACAUACAGAAAAUACUGAAAUUAUUAAAAGUUUUAAUCAACAGCCGAUUGGACCUGUAAGUACACAGACAGAAUAUAAUAGAAUUGAAAACAUUGUUACAGUAAAUCGUACUACAAAGACAUUAGAUCAUAGCUAUGAACUGCUAACACAGCAAGGUGUUCCCACAGUCAAAACAUACUUUGCACCUAACAGAGAAAGAAUUGAAACCUCUCCUCAACCUGCUAGACCAUAUCAACCUGCUUAUGUUCCUGAUUCUACAUCUGAAAGACGCCAUAGUUUGCUUUUGGAUAGACUAAGUGUAGAACGUCAAAUACCUUCUACGGACAUUUACCAAAAUGCUUAUCAAUAUUCCAAUCAAACUUAUGAUCAACAAAGGCAAUUGUCUCAAGGUCCGCAAUCUGAAGUUAUUAAUGUUAGCAAUGUAAAACCCAGCAAAAUAACAAACCAACAAUGGUAUCAACAAAGCCAUAAAGAAAAUGUGCUCUAUAAUAAUGUUACACCGGCUGCUCCAUAUACCCAACCGUGGGGCCAAUCACAACCUCAAAUACUGGUUCAGCCUCAGUCUCAACCGCAACCUCAAUAUCAACCUUCAUACACAGAAACUGUUAUACAAGACAGAUCUACUAAUACGUAUCAGCAAAACUAUGUACCUAAACCCACUAACUGGGCAAGUAGUAAUGUUGAUAGUUUACCUAGUAUUAAUACUCAGUCUAAUCAGUACUCGUUUUUGUCCAAGGAUUCCUCAGAUAAUUAUCAAACAUCAACUCAGCAAUACUCAUCAUCUUAUGUACCUCCUCCGUGGGAGCAAGAUUCAAGCUAUGUAGCAGAUACAUCUAGUCAAAAUUAUUUCCAACCUCCUCCACUAUCGAAUUCAUAUACCGUUGAUGCAAAACCUGCUUGGCAACCCGCACCGUCGAAUAAAUUCGCUAAAACUGCUCCUACGUCAUAUAUACCACCUGCACCUAAUCAGUCAUUUGUGAGACAUGUGAAUAUUGGUGCAGAACCUCCAAAAAUUCCUGGAAGAAAGACAUAUUACAGCGAAUAUGAAAGACGUUAUAUUACAGUGCCAGAAUCUACUUAUAUACCAGGCGAAACAAAGUUCCAACCUCAACCAGAUCCAUCGCCCCAGUAUUAUUAUGAUAAUAACGAGCCAACACAGGCAGUAGAACACGAAUGGCGUAAAGAGUUAAGAGAAUUCACAGAGAAAACAACCCAAGUUCAAGAUAGACAGACCACCGAGAUAUCUGUACAGCCUCCGUGGGAAGAGGAUCCAAAGUAUGGAAAAACUCCAUCUGCUUAUACACCUACGCCAACAUGGAGCCAAACAUUACGACCACGUUCAUGGCGGGAAAGAAGUUUUGAAUCUGAAUAUGUUGGAUCUCAAGAGUUUCCAAAAACUAAUACUCUAGGAAGAGGCCGUCCUUUAAGUUCUUAUGGAACUAAUGUGGAAGCUGCUAUUCCUGAAAGACCAAGAGGUGUUUCAGUAGACAGAUAUAAUCCAAAUAUCUAUAACUCGCCAAUACCAGCGGAGCACCCACCCGUACAGACACACACCUUAGUGCCGACGCCAUCAGCUAAGAGUUACCACAAUCCCAACGUGCCCGGCUAUCACACCCAUGCUCGUGCUUCAGCUGAACCUAGAGAGCAUUCGGCAAUUCCACAAGCUCGCUUGUGGGGGGAGGCACGCGGUACUCCGAUCCAGUCGAGGUCCUUUAAAUAUCUCCAGUGGAUAACUGGUACAGAAGAUUAAAUGCGUAGACGUAUAAUUAAUUUUAAGCCUUAACGUUAUUUAUUAAAGAUAGAAAUUUGAUGAGAGCAGCGGGGAUAGCCUAUUUUUAUAAGAAUACCUUCGUGACGAUCCUAAAAUUCUUGACCGAAUUGGAAGAGAUGACUCGAAGCCAAAAAUAAUGCUAUCAUUAAACGCAGCGUACUUGUAAUGGCUGUAAAAAAACUGAAUUCGAUGGAUACGAAUAGUUCGAUUGUAUUGUAUGUAAAUUUUAAUUGUAUGUAAUUUAGUUUAAGUUAGUUACGUUAAUUUUAACUUUUUUAUUGUUUUUCUGCAAUUAAUUUUCUUUUUCUACAGUUUUAUACGGACCUUGUUAUACGUAUGAUGCUAAUAAUAUAAAUCUGUGCAAUGAUGUUCCGUUUUCUAUCGCUAUCGAAUUUAAUUAUCAUUUUCUUUGAUAUUAUUGUACAAUACACAUGUGAUAUUACCAUGCAAUUGUUCGCUAAACUAGUCAUUGAGACACAAAUUGUCGCUAGUCUUAAUUUUGUAGUAUCUUUAUAAACAUGCAUUUCUUUUUCCACUUUUAUACUAAUUUUUACUGACAUAAUUUUGCUAUAAGACUAUUUUAUGUCUUAUCGUUAUUAUUAACCGUUGUUAAUAUAUUUGUAGGUAAAGAAAACAUUGCGAUUUUUUGUAAAAAAAAAGCGAAUUAUGGUUUUAUUUA
Messenger RNA from Achroia grisella, 4733 nucleotides. RefSeq names its product FK506-binding protein 5-like. The transcript is spliced from 4 exons. The coding region runs from base 320 to 4033 and encodes 1237 amino acids. The record is from RefSeq and is a predicted model, not a curated record. NCBI's taxonomy places the organism in Eukaryota, Metazoa, Arthropoda, Insecta, Lepidoptera, Pyralidae.